Molecule: messenger RNA, 922 nt
Organism: Anopheles nili
Lineage: Eukaryota; Metazoa; Arthropoda; Insecta; Diptera; Culicidae
Product: BTB/POZ domain-containing protein KCTD9
Exons: 2
Coding region: 16-828 (270 amino acids)
Biological process (GO): protein homooligomerization
Source: RefSeq, a predicted model, not a curated record
CGCGAACCGGACAGUAUGAUCGCUCGGAUGUUUGCGCAGGAUCAGAUGAACCCGUCGGAACGCGAUGCACAGGGUGCGUACCUCAUCGAUCGCAACGGGCAGUACUUCCAGCCGAUUUUAGACUAUCUGCGCCACGGACAAAUCAUCUGCGACCAGCAUGUGAACCUGCUGGGAAUCAUAGAGGAGGCUCGCUAUUACGGGCUCGAGGGGCUGAUACAGCUUAUCCACAACAACCAGAAAGAGGACGUCAUGCUCACGCGGUUGGACGUAAUGCGGAUCCUCGUCUCGUCACCGCACAUGUCCGAGCUGCGCUUCCAGGGUGUUUACCUCGCCGGCAUGGACUUAUCGAAUCUCGAUCUCACCAACAUUAACUUCAAAUUUGCCUGCCUGGCGAACUGCAACCUGACGAACGCGAACCUCAGCCACUGCCUGCUGGAGCGCGCUGAUCUGCGGCACGCCAUUUUGGACGGAGCAAAGCUGGGCUCGGUGCUGGCGAUGUGCGCAGAUCUGGAGAAUGCCUCGCUCCGGAACUGCGACUUCACUGAUCCGGUUCAUGGGUCGUGCAACCUGGAGAGUGCCAACUUGAAGGGGGCUACGAUUGAAGGCAGCGCCAUGGAUGGUGUCAAUUUGCGCGUGGCCAACCUGAAGUUCACCAACAUGCGCAACUGCACACUGAUCGAUGCCAAUAUGGCUGGUGCCAACUUGGAGGGCAGCGACUUGUCCGGAAGCAAUCUGAAAGGUGCAAAUCUUCGUGGUGCCAACCUAAAGGACGCACAGCUAGAGCUGAUGAUGGCCCCGAUCCAUCUGACGCAGAUAGAUAUAUAUUGAACUGUUAUUAGAGAUAUUAAGUAAGCGCGCGAUGAACAAUAUUCGAGAACUGAACCUAAACAGUAAGAAGCGCACUAUCGACACAGCGUGAAUG